AUGGCGGUGUACCGCGGGCAGUACUGGGCGCUGCUGGAGGAGCUGCGCGCCAAGUACCGCCGAUUCUGCAUGCGCACGGGGGAGAGCGGAUGGAAAGAGCCCGCGCCCGCAGCAGGCGUGCAUCCUUCCGCCACAGGCGGAACAGGCGGAGCGGGAGAAGGCAGCGAAUUCACCUUUCCGCCUGCUUCACGCCCCCACGCGCUUCUUCCGCCUCCACCGCCUCCCUUUCCCCCCCCUUCCUCGAGAGACACGACCACACCUGCUAACACCAUCUUAACCGUUCCCCACCCCUUUUAUGAUCCCCUCCCGCUCUUCCCCUCACCUUUCCCCCCAUGCCCCUCCGCCCUCUGCCGUUUCCCCAGGGGAUCCAAUAGCGGGGCGCACCUGCCCUGCGGGCGCCCCGCCUUCCUUUCCCCCGUCCACACCUGCUUACACCAUCCCACAUCCCCCUCCUCCUCUCCCCCCCCAUUCUCCCCCUCCCUCUGCUGUUCCCCCAGGGGCUCCAAUAGCGGGGCGCACCUGCCCUGUGGGCGCCCUGCCUUUUCCGCCUUCUCCCCCGUCCUCUGCGCCCACCACCGCCACCUCAUCCCGCCAGCUCAGCAGCCCUUCCCACCACGUCACCGGGGGUAUCUGGAACCCGUUAUAGUGGAGGGGGGAGCGAGUCGGGGGAAGAGGGGCGGAGAGAAGGGCGGAAAGGGUGGGGGGAGGAAGCGGAGGAAGAAGCUGAAGGGGGGUAGGAGAGGCAUGGGCGACGGAGCAGGAGGGGGGGAUGGGGCGGGGGGAGGGAAGAAGCAGGUGGGCGUGCUUACACUGAGUGUGAUUAUUACGGAGAUGGGGGAGUGGGAUGGGACCGGGGAGGAGUAUGGAUAUGGGCAUGGGUAUGGGUACGGGCAUGGGUAUGGGUACGGGCAUGGGUAUGGGUACGGGCAUGGGUAUGGGUACGGGCAUGGGUAUGGGUACGGGCAUGGGUAUGGGUACGGGCAUGGGUAUGGGUAUGGGUACGGGCAUGGGUAUGGGUAUGGGAAGGGGUAUGGAUCCAAACAAUAG
Molecule: messenger RNA, 1047 nt
Organism: Closterium sp. Naga37s-1
Lineage: Eukaryota; Viridiplantae; Streptophyta; Zygnematophyceae; Desmidiales; Closteriaceae
Source: the annotation of a GenBank genome assembly